Contarinia nasturtii (swede midge) is the source of this 4687-nucleotide messenger RNA. RefSeq names its product probable ATP-dependent RNA helicase spindle-E. Gene Ontology annotation, molecular function: RNA binding; ATP binding. Bases 107 to 4402 code for a protein of 1431 amino acids. The transcript is spliced from 19 exons. The record is from RefSeq and is a predicted model, not a curated record. Lineage: Eukaryota; Metazoa; Arthropoda; Insecta; Diptera; Cecidomyiidae. Gene Ontology annotation, cellular component: intracellular anatomical structure.
UUUGUUAAUCGACUACACAAUUCGAAGAAAAUUGAUAAAUAUUUAAUUCUUUGCCAAUUUGACUACGUAUUUUUCGCGAAAAGUCUGUGAUUUGAAGUGUGUUAAAAUGGAUUUCUUGGAUAUUAUGUUUAGCAAAGGGAAGCCAUUCACGCCGAUAUCAGUGACAGGCGGGUCGACAAAUGGUCGCGUGAAAGCGUACAUCAAGCCGUUGACGAUUAAGACGCGUCUGCUGGACGAUGAAAAAGAUAUGUUCGAAGAUGAUAUUGAGGAAACGCGUCAAAGGUUGAAGAAGAAUUUGGAACGAAUGGGCGAAAUCGAUGUGACCGACGAUAAUUUCUCAGACGACGUUUACACCAAGUACAAUUUCAAUACGCGAACCAGCAAUGGCUACGCAUUACCGAUUUACUCAUCGAAACGUGACAUUCUCGAGAAUGUGUCCAAAUUUCAAUCGGUCGUCAUCGAAGCGGACACAGGUUGUGGUAAAAGUACGCAGGUUCCGCAAAUGAUUCUCGAUGAAGCGCGAAAAAAUCAGAAGGCGUGCAACAUUAUUGUCACACAACCUCGUCGAAUCGCAGCGCGAAGCAUUGCAGAACGGGUGGCCGCUGAAAGAGGAUGGGACUUGGGAACGGUUGUCGGUUAUCAGGUUGGAUUGGACAAGAAAUUCGUCAGUGAAGACACGCGAAUUCUCUUUUGUACAACAGGAGUUCUCUUGGAAAAGUUGAUUCAAUCAAAAUCACUCUCCGGUUUUACGCAUAUCAUACUAGACGAAGUUCAUGAGCGCGAUAAGGACAUGGAUUUUUUGUUCAUCAUCAUACGGAUGCUCAUGGCCAAAGAAAUAACCAGCUGCAAGGUCAUACUCAUGUCGGCUACGAUCAACAGCAAAAUGUUUGCAAAUUACUUCGAGUGUUAUGAAAACGGAAAGUGGGCACCAGCUCCAAUCGUCAAAGUCGACAAGAAAAAUUUGUACAAAGUCAAGGUAUACUACUUGGACGACUUGGAUGGCGUACAGGUAACUGGAAGUUUGGAACAGCCCGGCAUAAGUGACGAUAUGUACAAAUUGGUAUUGACAAUAAUCCGAAGAAUCAACGUUGUGUGUCCAGAGCCAGAUGAUAGAUCACUCAAACUGUCAUCGAUCUUGAUUUUUUUGCCAGGAAUCUAUGAAAUUGGGCAGAUGCGUAAUUUUCUCACCGAAUUUGCGGAAACGAAAGGUGAUUUGGCGUGGAAAAUCUACAUUUUACACUCAUUGGUUAGCACCGAAGAACAGCAAUCGAUUUUUCAACCCGUCGAAGAUGGUGUACGCAAAAUCAUCUUAUCAACAAACAUCGCUGAGAGCUCGAUCACAGUGCCGGAUGUCAAAUUUGUCAUCGAUUUCUGCUUGAUGAAGUAUCUACACAGUGACUCAACGAAGAAUUUCACAUCAUUGGAGAUGGCAUGGGCAUCACGGAACAAUUGCCGACAACGAGCCGGUCGGGCCGGUCGCUUGGAAGAUGGACGAUGCUAUCGAUUGGUUUAUCGCCGUCAUUUUGAGCGAUACAUGCGCGAAUCGCAGAUACCUGAAUUGCGAUUGACACCGCUGGAGAAUGCCAUUCUAAAGGCAAAAACAUUUGAAAUGGAAUCACCGCAUAUGAUCCUUGGCCAGGCAAUGGAAGACAGCAAACCAGAAGUCAUUGAUAUUGCCAAUACCGUAUUGUCGCUAAAAGAGCUUGGUGCAUUGCUGCUUACGUACAAAGACGAGGGCUAUAUACCGGUCGAUGGAGAUCUAACAUUUCUUGGACGUGUAAUGGCGAAUUUACCAAUCGACGUGCGAGCCACUCGAAUGAUUGCACUUGGUUAUUGCUAUGGUGUGCUUGAAGAAUGCGUCAUAAUGGCUGCUGGCUUAACAGCGAAAAGUAUCUUCAAAAUUACGUUCGAACGUGAUUUGAGCGAGUAUACGCGUCGAUUGGAGUGGUCAAAUGGUUCGGGCAGUGAUCUCUUUGCCAUUUUGAAUGCAUACAAAGUUUGGACAUUGAAAUACAAUCAAAAAGAGUUCGGUAAAAAAUCGGAUCAACUCAAAGCCGAACGUGAUUUUUGUAAUAAACACUGUUUGGACGUACGUUCAUUGCACGAAUGUCAUUUACUGAUACAAGAAUUGACGCAGCGCCUUGAUAAGCUGGGCAUUUAUCAAGCGACCGGUCUUCAAGGCAUUCAUUGGACAGAACAAGAGAAAAGCAUCAUUCUGAAGGUGGUCAUUGCCGGUGCAUUUUAUCCAAAUUUCUAUGGCACUGCACCGAUUACAAAUCCCAUCAUUGAACGCGACUUAUACCAUGCAUUGAACGGCCGUGAUCCAAAUAAUACAGUUUAUUUUACGGGCUUUCGACAGGAUCACAUUCGUGAAUUGUAUGUGGAUUCAAUUCGAAAUCUGUUCUUGGACACAGUCGUAAGCAAAGAGGAUUUGGAUGGAGUUAAAAUUUCAUUCGACGCAUCGGAAAAGGUUUUUGUAACAUUCGAACGAUUGCAAGACAUUUGUGAUAACAGACGAAAUGAUUGGGAUACCAAACAAUGUUCAAUCCCCGGCAAAGCACUCACAGAAGUCUAUAAAGCAGUUAAGAUGCGCAAAAUUAACUUACCAACCAGCAUUGGUGUCAUGAAGAUAGAGAAGGAUAUAAAGAUGGCCGAAGAUAUUGGUCUUGGCGUUAUGUCUGGCUCAACAUUUGUUUUGAAGAAAAACAUUCGCGAUGAAAUCGGCAGCAUGUGCAUACCAAGCGUCAUCAAGAAAGAAGUCGUUGGCAAAAUCACAUACGUCGAACACUGUUCAAAGUUCUGGUUUCAGCCAAAAAGCGAAGAGCAAUGUGUUGAAAAUUUUAAGCGAAUUUUGAACGAAAAUUCCAAUGGCAUCAUCGAUAAAUUGGUGGACUGUGCAGCUGUGACACGUGAACAAAUCAUCGUGGCUCGUGAUCAUUGUGAUAACAAGUUGUAUCGGGCUCGUUUGGUCGCGUGGGAAUAUGAUUGUUUUACACUUGAUUACAAGCAUGCACUUGUAUGCUUCAUUGACUAUGGCCACACACAGAAAUGUAGCAUUGAUGAAUUGUUUGUAUUUACGUGUGAUGACAAUGAUUUGGCAACAAUGCCACCGCGUUGCUUCCAGUGUCGAUUGGCGAACAUUCAAGCCAACACAGCCAACAUCAGCGGUGGCAAUUUGUGGGAUCACGAUGCAAUCAGUUUGUUCAAACAGCUUGUUUUCGAUGUCGACGUUACAGUCAAGAUUUACUCCGUUGUGAAUGGGGUGGUCAAUGGUUUCAUUUUCUUGAAUGGAACCAAUAUGAAUGAUCGAUUGAUCUACGAGCAAUAUGGUGUGUUUUGCGAAGAAACCUACUUGUCGAUGGAUAAUUAUUUGAAGCGCCAGCGUGUGCAAGAAGACUUUGAACUGGACAUGAUUGACGAAUCCGCAUUGGAAAUGGAUGAUUGUGGUGAAUACUAUCCGAUUGCAAAUGUCGAAUCGAUUAAGCCGGUUGAAGACAUCCAGUGCAGUCGUAUUGUUCGUUUGAAAGGACCGCACAGUCCAUUAGAAACCCAGGUGUAUUCGAUGCUGGUUCAGAAUGAACAGCAAUCGAUCACGGUUGAUCCACAUUCAGUGAACAGUGUUUUCCUCAAUUCAAUGCAACAGGAUUUGUGCUUGAAGUACAUGGUUGCGUCACAUAUCAGCACAACUGAUAUAAAAUCAAACAAAGGUUUUAUUAUCCACGAAACGACUACCUUGCCGAACAUUCGUGGUUUUGGUGCAUUAAUGGCAAUGACAUUCUGUCCAGCCAUGGAUUUGAAGCGCGACGAUUGGAAAUCACGAUACGUCAGUGUACGAACUGGCCUUGGAUUCAAUGACGAAAGAAAUCAACCAUAUUAUCCUGAGCACGAUGUUGUUUUUCCAUUGGACUUUAAUUUGGAAAAAUCUGACAUUGAACUUAUUAAUCAGAUUCGGUACAGCAUCGGGGAAUUAUUGCACCAGAUCGGCAAAAAUGUGUGUAACGAUACGCUUGCACCAAAAAACAAACUUAAGCUGAUGAAAAAAGUCAAAGAACUUACUCUCGAGUUAAUCACAAAAAAUCGCGAACCGAUUGAAAUUAAUCACGGCGAUCAUGAAUGGAAGGAAUAUGAUUGUAGCGAAUUUGAGCCGUUCAAAGAUUUUCAUGUCGGAAAGGCGAUUUUUCCACCACACGGCGUACCACGGUUGAUGCCAAUGGACAAGAACGCCAAACGGCAAUUGCAAAAACAUUGCGCCAAUUUGCAUAGCAUGAAGGUGUCUAUGCCAAGAGCAACGAUGUGUGAGCUCUGUGCCACACAGAUUGAAAAUGUAACGAUGCUUCGCACCCAUUUGAUGACACGACUACAUUUGACACGCGAAGAUGAAAUUGGCUUCAAACGCCUAUAGGCUACGCCAAAAUUCAGUACACAGUUCGCAGCAAAUAACUCAAAUGACCAAUUUUAAUUAAUUUUUGAACCAAACCACAGACCGUAUUUGAAUCAAAUUUUUAAAUUAACCAUUGCAAUGGUUUUCAUUUAAUGAGACCCAUCCGGUUCAUCUGAAAGUUUACUAUAAAAAAUGACUUUCGAAUAAAACCACAAAUCGCAUUGAAUUGAGUUUUGAAUAUUAACGAUCUGAAUCGUUUUCAUUCAAUUCGAUUUCUGGUUUAUAUGACAACAUUAUUAUUUUUCU